UUUCAAGAUCAGUUCAAAAGCACACGUUCGACAAACGAUGAAGUGUAAAAUAUUUCUCGCGUUCGUUACGAUCUCUUUCUGCAGUCAUGCUCGGUGCUUCCAGUCGUGUGGUGAGAGACAAGUAAAAACUCGCAACCUGAUAACAAAUUCGUUCGAUGUUCAACCCGGGGAUUACCCUUGGCAUGCGGCCAUCUUUCAGCGCUUCCCAAUAAAGCAAUACAUUUGCGGAGGUACCCUGGUUGGCCAAAGUGUUAUAAUUACUUCGGCGCAUUGCGUUAGUGUUCCUGGACGUAGACAGGCAAAGCCCAUCGAUGACUUUGUGGUUCAAGUGGGAAAACAUCUGCUCAACGCCCCGGCAAGUGACUCAGAGCGCGAGUAUUCGCUGAGCUCCGUAAUUGUGCACCAGGCUUCAAGUGCAGAGCAAUCCGAUCACGAUAUCGCGCUACUAAUCACGGAGAAACCGGUUCAGUACGGCAAAUAUGUCCAACCGGCUUGUCUUCCGACGUUUUCCUUGGUCCGUGAUAAUCUGGUUGGUACGAUAGUUGGCUGGGAUUACACCGAAAACAAUACCGUUUCUGAUGUCCUGAAGGCAGCGAAUGUACCGAUCGUUACAAAGGAUGUUUGCAUACGGAGUAAUCUGGAAGCAUUCGCACGCAGUGUGACGGAUGAAAUGUUUUGUGCUGGCUAUCGUAAUGGCACCAAUGCUUGUAACGGAGACAGUGGUGGUGGUCUGUUUCGGAAUGUUCAGGGAAGGUGGUACCUACUGGGAAUCAUAUCAUUCACCGCAGCAAAAAAGCAGAAUGAGAAUCUGUGUAGCUCAACUGACUAUACAGCCUUCGUGAACGUAGCCAAAUAUAGAGAAUGGAUAAAAGAGAACUCAGAUUCUAAUUUCGGACUUUUGUGCUCGGCAAACUCAGCUUUUCAGCUAAAACCGAAAAAACAAUACUACGUUAACAACAACAGGGAGGUUACGUUUCUGGAAGCCUGGAGACUCUGUCAGAGCAUAGGACAACAGCUGGCUACGAUUACAUCCGAAGAGGACAGCCAACUGAUAGAACAAGCAAUAGCCAAAUCUAGCAACACGAAAGGUCCCUGGUUUAUAGGUGGAACCGAUUUGGGCAAUGAAGGACACUUCGUAUGGAUUUCCACUAACAAACCGGUUGGAUAUCAGACUGGAUACCUAAAUUACUCGCCGGGACAACCGGAUAAUGCUGGAGGCAAUGAAAACUGUCUAGAAAUCGGCCGUUGGGGUGGAGUUGUUUGGAACGAUGUCCCGUGCGAGUGGAAGCAGCGCUACAUUUGUGAAUACGUUAGUUGGAACUAGGAAUUUUCUAUCGAUUAAAAGAAAAUAAAUUUUAUUCUACUGGACAAACCGUUCACAAAUAAA
This is a messenger RNA of Topomyia yanbarensis, 1387 nucleotides long. Its product is annotated as clotting factor G beta subunit-like. NCBI's taxonomy places the organism in Eukaryota, Metazoa, Arthropoda, Insecta, Diptera, Culicidae. The record is from RefSeq and is a predicted model, not a curated record. Gene Ontology annotation, biological process: proteolysis. The transcript has 2 exons. The coding region runs from base 38 to 1324 and encodes 428 amino acids. Gene Ontology annotation, molecular function: serine-type endopeptidase activity.